UAACACGUCAUUCUAGUAAAGUGCAGAAGCCGGUUGAGUGAUCCCUGUACCGCCGUCUUUCUGUUCUCCUGUGCAUUUGUUACGUUCUAGCCCCAAAUGCUGUGAUUUGUUUUGACCAGAACAUAUUCUUUGUCCAACCUGAUACUUAAGCUUGGUGAUGGCGACCUACCAGGAGUUUAUCCAACAGAAUGAGGACAGGGAUGGGGUGAGAUUCAGCUGGAACCUGUGGCCCUCUAGCCGGCUGGAAGCUACCAGGCUAGUGGUCCCUGUUUCUUGCCUCUUCACACCCCUCAAAGAGAGGCCUGACUUGCCCCCGGUCCAGUAUGAACCAGUGCUUUGCAGCCGAGCAAACUGCAAGGCAGUGCUCAACCCACUAUGUCAAGUGGACUUCAGAGCAAAAAUAUGGGCCUGUAACUUCUGUUUCCAGAGAAACCCAUUCCCUCCUUCUUAUGCAGGCAUUUCGGAAGUGAAUCAGCCAGCUGAACUCAUGCCACAGUUUUCUACCAUUGAGUACAUAGUACAGCGUGGACCCCCAGCUCCUCUGAUCUUCCUGUAUGUAGUAGACACAUGUUUGGAAGAAGAGGAUCUCCAAGCACUCAAGGAGUCCCUCCAAAUGUCACUCAGCUUGUUGCCACCCAAUGCCCUAGUUGGCCUCAUUACAUUUGGCCGCAUGGUUCAGGUUCAUGAGCUGAGCUGUGAGGGAAUUGCCAAGAGUUACGUGUUCAGGGGUACCAAGGAGCUCUCCUCCAAACAGAUCCAGGAGAUGCUCGGUUUAACAAAACCUGCAGCACCAGGGCAGCAAGGUCGCCCGAUGGCACCUCAGGAUGCUGCACCCUCCUGCAGGUUCUUGCAGCCUGUGCACCGUGUGGAUAUGAAUCUGACUGACUUGCUUGGUGAGCUGCAGAGAGACCCCUGGCCCGUUCCUCAGGGCAAACGGCCACUUCGCUCCACUGGAGUUGCACUGUCUGUUGCUGUUGGUCUGCUAGAGGGUACAUUUCCCAACACGGGGGCUCGUGUGAUGCUGUUCAUCGGAGGGCCCCCGACCCAGGGCCCAGGUAUGGUGGUGGGCGAUGAGCUGAAAACCCCAAUCCGCUCCUGGCAUGACAUUCAGAAAGACAAUGCACGCCACCUGAAGAAAGCCACAAAGUAUUAUGAAGCCCUGGCCAACCGCUCUGCUGUAAAUGGCCACAGUAUUGAUAUCUAUGCAUGUGCCCUGGACCAGACUGGACUUCUAGAGAUGAAAUGCUUAUCCAACCUCACUGGGGGCCACAUAGUGAUGGGAGACUCUUUCAAUACCUCCCUGUUCAAGCAAACCUUCCAAAGAGUCUUCAGCAAAGACUUCAACGGAGAUUUCCGAAUGGCCUUUGGAGGUGUCCUUGAGGUCAAGACCUCAAGGGAGCUGAAGGUUUGUGGGGCAAUUGGACCAUGUGUUUCACUCAACUCCAAGGGUUCCUGUGUUUCAGAGAACGAAAUGGGCACUGGUGGCACAAACCAGUGGAAAGUGUGCAGUCUUAACCCCUCCACCACCUUGGGGAUUUACUUUGAGGUGGUGAAUCAGCACAAUGCACCAGUCCCUCAGGGAGGCCGAGGCGCGAUCCAGUUUGUAACCCAGUACCAGCAUUCCAACACACAGAGGAGGAUACGGGUCACCACCAUUGCUAGAAAUUGGGCAGAUGCACAGUCUCAGAUUCAGCACAUUGAGUCUUCAUUCGACCAGGAGGCAGCUGCUGUGCUCAUGGCUCGGCUUGGAGUCUUCAGAGCAGAGUCAGAGGAGGGACCAGAUGUCCUGCGUUGGCUUGACAGACAACUCAUCCGCCUGUGCCAGAAGUUUGGCCAGUUCAACAAAGAUGAUCCUACCUCCUUCAAACUGUCAGAGUCUCUGUCACUGUACCCACAGUUUAUGUUCCACCUGCGGCGAUCACCCUUCCUUCAAGUGUUUAACAACAGCCCAGAUGAAUCAUCCUAUUACAGGCACCACUUUGUCAGGCAGGACCUGACCCAAUCCCUAAUCAUGAUCCAGCCCAUCCUCUACUCAUACUCCUUCUAUGGACCACCAGAGCCAGUGCUUCUGGACAGUAGCAGUAUCCUGCCAGAUCGCAUUCUACUGAUGGACACUUUCUUCCAACUGGUUAUCUACCAUGGAGAGACUAUCGCCCAGUGGCGGAAGGCGGGCUACCAGGAAAUGGCUGAAUACGAGAACUUCAAACAGCUGCUGCAGGCUCCACUGGACGAUGCUCAGGAAAUCCUACAGACUCGCUUCCCCAUGCCACGUUACAUCGAUACAGAGCAUGGUGGAUCACAGGCUCGCUUCCUGCUCUCCAAGGUCAACCCAUCGCAGACCCACAACAACCUGUAUGCCUGGGGGCAGGAGACGGGUGCUCCGAUUCUUACGGACGACGUGAGUCUGCAGGUCUUCAUGGACCAUUUGAAGAAACUGGCCGUGUCCAGUUCUACGUAGAAAUCUCCACCCAAUCACAUCACUGGAGAAUACAGAUGGAAUGAUCAGACAUUCCUGUUGUUAUAUAGGGAUCCAUUAACAUUUCCCCUGUUUUUGUGAAGGAAUUUAAUCCUGAGAUUUGCUUUUACUAUGCUCUUUCUUGAGUCUUAUGUGACAGUUCAGUGAUGGAAAAAUAAAAACAGGGAAAAGACAUUCUUGAAUCACUUUAGGAGAACAAAUGGCAUUUUCUAUUAAUUUUCAUCGUUAUUUAUAACAAAUGGCUCCAAUAUUCCAGAACCAAGCUGUUCUCAGCUAAGCAAUAAUUCUGUUUCUGUCUCAGAUUGGAUAAUAUGUCUGACAUGCAGAAUGAUUAGGUUAAUACUUUUACUUUUUUGUUUUGUCUUUGUUUUUCCUAAUGUGUUCUUGUUGCAGCACAUAUGGUUAACGUCUGUGUGUUUGCUUUGUCUAUAGCUAAAGAUGUCUUGAAUUUUUUCAUUAAUAAAUUAUGAUUGUAACAACCUCGAACGCUGGUUCAAAAAUGUUCAAGGACUAAUUGUACUGAUGGCUUAGUAAUCAGUUUAUUUGUCAUUGACAAAAAAAUUCUACAUGGAUUAUGUGUGUUUUCCAAGAAAAUUUCCUCAAAAUCGGGAAGAUUAAUGUUCUGUGGAGUAGAUGUCCAUUCAAAUGAGACCAACUCUGUUUUUAGGGACAAACCUUUGCAUUUCAAAACGCACGAUAUAGUUAAGUCAAGAGAUCCUCAACUGUUUUGGUCGCCAUCUGGUAUUUUGCACCCAGUGACUACCCAAAUGUCUUAGUAAUCAAAGUUUAAUAUACUUUAAGACUGUACAAAGGGCACAGUUAUUUGAUUUAGAUCCUGUCUGAAUACUUAAUACUAUCUAUAAGAAGGCAGGAAACUGACCUCAUCUGUGUUGUCUGGGGUCUCACCAGAACAUAUCCCCUCAACCACAAGGCUCUUUUAGGCUCUUAAAUGUUAGUUCAGGUUAUUUGAUGCUUGAUCUAGGUGCCCUUGAGCUGCCAUUACCUCCUUAACUCACAUUUUAGCCUGAGUUCAUCACCAAGCCUCUGUUUAUUUUGAACCAUAUGUUAUGUUUAACAUAGGAAAUGGCAACACUCAUAUGUCAUGUGUUUGAGAGAGUUUCAUGAUAUGUUACACUAGGUGAUAUUUCCUCUUUACAGAUUGGAAAUGACACGGCAUACACAGUUGUCUUUUUCUCAUUCAUUACUACUGUACAUAAAGCCUGCAUGGCACACAAUCCCAAUCAUAAAAC
Sphaeramia orbicularis (orbiculate cardinalfish) is the source of this 3726-nucleotide messenger RNA. RefSeq names its product SEC23 homolog B, coat complex II component (gene sec23b). Gene Ontology annotation, biological process: endoplasmic reticulum to Golgi vesicle-mediated transport; COPII-coated vesicle budding; COPII-coated vesicle cargo loading. Gene Ontology annotation, molecular function: GTPase activator activity; zinc ion binding. Lineage: Eukaryota; Metazoa; Chordata; Actinopteri; Kurtiformes; Apogonidae. The coding region runs from base 158 to 2458 and encodes 766 amino acids. The transcript is spliced from 19 exons. The record is from RefSeq and is a predicted model, not a curated record. Gene Ontology annotation, cellular component: COPII vesicle coat; endoplasmic reticulum exit site.